GGGUCAGGGGUGAGCGGCUCCCAACGUCACCAGCUUACAAGAUGGCGCUGAGAGGAAGGCUGUGAGAUAAGAAACGGGCUGCUAUAAGCCGGGAGGACAGGCGAGGAGCGAGGAGGCGGCGGCGGAGAAGGGGGUGGAAGAGGUGGCUGCGACGGGGGACCCUCCCGGGAAAAUCCCCUGGCCCCAAGCAUGCCGGCGAAAAGGUAAUGUUGCCUGUUGCCCCAGGGCGAACUCCCCCUGUUGGUAGCUGAGUGACCCCCCGCUGGUUCUUCCUUCAGCAUCUCUACCAGCUACGUUCUAUUGAUGGCCUGUUGUGAUUUCAAUGGAACAUCCUGGGAGGGACCUGGCACGACGGGCACCAUUGGAAGGAGGUGCCUUUUAGCCCAAUGUACCUGGCAUGGUAAUAAAGUAAACGGGGAAAGGAAGAGAAGGUGGAGAUGGAACUGCCAAAUCAUGCCAAACAACUGCUGCUGCAACUAAACCAGCAACGAGCCAAAGGUUUCCUCUGUGAUGUGAUCAUUGUCGUUGAAAAUGCCCUCUUCCGUGCCCACAAGAAUAUCCUCGCAGCCAGCAGCAUGUACUUCAAAUCCCUCGUCCUGCACGACAACCUGAUCAACCUAGAUACCGACAUGGUCAACCCCACAGUGUUCCGGCAAAUCUUGGACUUUAUUUAUACUGGGAAGCUCUUAAUGACCGACCAGCCUGGUGAACAGAACUUCAAUGCUCUCCUCACGGCCGCAAGCUACCUCCAGCUACCUGACCUAGCUGCCCUCUGCAGGAAGAAGCUGAAACGCAAUGGGAGGUCCUUCGCUGGCAGGGCCGGCGGUGCCCCCAGCGUCGGGAGACCCCCUCGGAGUCAGAGACUUUCCACUGCUUCAGUCAUCACUCGUUAUUCAGGGUCAGCCGAGGGGCUGAAGGGCUCUCACUUGAAGGAGAUGCCAAAGGGGAAGAUCUCGGACGACGAGGUCUUCAUCAGCAGCUCCAACCAAGAGAACUCGCAUGCCUUGAGUAGGGGGAUCGGCAAGAACGGCGGAGACGGGAGCAGCAGCAGUGCAAACGGGAGCAGUGGGGACCAGGAGCUGGGCCUCGACCUGUCCAAGAAAAGCCCCUCACUUCCCCCGGCACCAUCCCAGGACGACACGCCGCACGGCGAAAGCCAGCGUGGCUCCCCCCGACCUGCCUCAGCCCCUGCAGCCAACAGUGCCUCAUCGUUUGACGAGUCCGCCGCCGGAGCCGCGCCCAACCUCCCCGACAAUUGCGAACCGAUGGAAAUGGACUUGAGCGAAGACCGCCAGUCCCUCCCGGAAGGCAGCCAGAGGAAAAGCCUGCGCCAUUCGUCGCGCAAGAAGGAGUGGCUCAAGAAAGACAUCACCUUUGAUAGGAAGGAGGGCGGCAAAGGUGGCGAGGAGGGCGAGGGACUGCCCAACGGUAUCCUGAUGGGCCCCUUGUGCAAGUCGGCGGAGAGGAGCCUCGGCCUGGGCGCCUAUGGGUCGGAGCUGCCAUUCACCUGCAAAGAGGAUGUUGAGAACGGGAAGGAGAACAGCGAUGACAGCGGGCAGAGCGAGAGCGAGAGUGGCGGGCACACUAGCGCCAACUACGUCUACCGGCAGGAAGGCUAUGAGCCGGUGGCCUUUGGGGACAACCUUUACGUCUGCAUCCCUUGCGGGAAGGGCUUCCCCAGUUCCGAGCAGCUGAACGCCCACGUGGAGAAACACACCGAGGAAGACCUGUACAUCAAGGAGGAAGGGACGUACGACGACAAAGAGGAGGAAGCGGAGGAUCUGUCCAACCCCAACCAGCCCUACACCACGGAGUCCCGGCCCUUCAAGUGCUCUGUGUGCGAGAAGAGCUACAAAGACCCGGCCACUCUCCGGCAGCACGAGAAGACUCACUGGCUGACGCGGCCUUUCCCAUGCAAUAUCUGCGGCAAGAUGUUCACGCAGCGGGGCACCAUGACGCGUCACAUGCGCAGCCACUUGGGCCUCAAGCCCUUUGCUUGCGAGGAGUGCGGGAUGCGCUUUACCCGGCAGUACCGACUGACAGAGCAUAUGCGCGUCCACUCAGGGGAAAAGCCCUACGAAUGUCAGCUGUGUGGUGGGAAGUUCACCCAGCAGCGCAAUCUCAUCAGCCACCUGCGAAUGCAUACCUCUCCUACAUAAAGCCAAAGACUCUGCAAUGAGCUCUGAGCCCACCCGCCAUAAACAUAUACCUUUCCCUAGACUUGCUGCUUUAAAAAAAAAAGAAAAAGAAAGAAAGAAAGAAAUAAGGGUCGUUUCCCGUCCCUGUUCAGUCAUGGGGGGGCCUCAAACAAGCAGAGCUUUAUUUCUUUCUCUUCCCCAUUGUGUCCCCCCCAAACUCCAAAUAUACAAAGAAAAGCCAGCCCACAAAGAAGCUGCUGUCUCCCCAUUUGCGUUUUUCUCCCCCAUGCCACCCACCCACCCCUCUUUUUUUCUUUUCUUUUUUUCUUUGCCUUUUAGGUCAAGAAAUGCCACUACUCUGCUUAAGGUUGUGGGGACAUCUAGCUUAACUAUAAGCCCAGGUGUGGAGAGAAAAGAGGGGGUGAGGUGGAAGAAAUUCCUUCCCAAUUGAUGCUAAUUGGAAAUGGCAGCCCAAAGGGGCCGAUCCUUGCGAUUGGGGUGGGGAGGAAGACAGGCCGUAAGCUGCUUCACAUCCCUCACUUUCCUUUCUUAGCACUUUGGAUUUCCGUUUCUAAAACUUGACCCAAGUAUUAUUCUCCCCCCCACCCCCAA
Molecule: messenger RNA, 2750 nt
Organism: Lacerta agilis (Sand lizard)
Lineage: Eukaryota; Metazoa; Chordata; Lepidosauria; Squamata; Lacertidae
Gene: HIC2
Product: HIC ZBTB transcriptional repressor 2
Exons: 4
Coding region: 438-2159 (573 amino acids)
Biological process (GO): regulation of transcription by RNA polymerase II
Cellular component (GO): nucleus
Molecular function (GO): DNA-binding transcription factor activity, RNA polymerase II-specific; RNA polymerase II cis-regulatory region sequence-specific DNA binding; protein binding
Source: RefSeq, a predicted model, not a curated record